UAUUUUUUGACAACAAAAGUGACCACGUGCUUCAAAGUGUAAUUGACUUUUCUAUCUUUUGCACUGGAUAUUGGUUAAGAUCAGGAAUUAUUCAGUAUCGAUUUUGUUUACUGAUCAAACUUGUAACAAUGGGUAUAUUUGGUGAUUCCAAGGGGAAAAAAAGUAGCAAGAAACAAAGAAAACCUAAGCCAAUCGUGAAAACACGAAAGGAAUUACGCAAGGAAAAACGGCAGCGGAAAAAGAAUAACAGGGCUGAAUAUUAUGCGAAGAAGAAUCAGUUACCUGGAAAAUCAAGUUUGAAUCCUAACCAUGACAAACCAUCAGUAAAGUCUACGGUACCUCAAAGCACGAAUAAAAAUGCUACUCUUGAUUUAGCGAAGAAAAAACAGGAACAAGAAAAAAAACAACAGCUGCGAUUAGAAAAAGAAAUGAAAAGAAACAGAAAAAUUCAUUUAAAAGAAGCCAACAUUGCGGAAGAUAAGAUUAUCAAGCAGUUGGAAAAAAAUCUGAAACUAAACAAACGGAAGAGCAAAUCAGUACCCAAGUCUUUCGCAGCUGAUGGCCUCAGUUACUUACUAGAAAUGUGUGACGAUGAGAACAGAAAGCUUGCCGUCGAAACUGAAAAGCAACUGUUAGCUGCAGAGUCAGGGUCAGAAUUGGAAGACGAUUUCAUCAUGAUCACAGAUGCCGCGAGCAAAAAACAGCAGGAAUUGUCCAGGAGUUAUAAAUCUGAUGAUGGCGAGAGCCUUGAUUCAAAUAUUUCAGGUAAUUCCGAAAUUGAUGAGCAUAGUAGUAAUGAAGGGGAAUCAUCUUGUGCAAAGAAUAUGACUGAACAGCAAAUGAAUCGCACUAGUAAACGAAAAGCUGAUUCUGAAAAUGCAGCUCCAGUUGUACCACGCAAAAAAAUGUUAGCCACGAUUGACUCUUCUAAUAGUGACACAGAGCCCUCUAUGGGUGACAGUGAUCCUGACGAGGACGAGAUACUGGAAGUUGUGGAAGAUGAAACGGAUUCUGAAAAUCCCAAGGAAGGUGCUGAUGAAGAAUCCAAUCAGCUUUGGGAAGAUAUAUAUGGUAGAACAAGAGAUAAGUUAGGAAAUAUUGUAUCACAUACUACCGGUAAAUAUGUCCCACCUGCAGUGAGGGAUAAACUGAAAAAUUCCGAUUCCUUAAAAGACGAAAAAUUGAUAAGACUCAAAAAACAAAUAAAAGGCUUAUUGAAUAGAUUGGCUGAACACAACAUGCAUAGUAUUGUCUCACAGUUGGAUGAACUGUACAUGUCCCACAGUCGUAACGACAUGAACGAAAUGUUGUUUACUUUGAUGAAAGAAUCUAUCGUUGCUCCAGUGCUGACACCAGAUCGCCUUAUCACAGAACACAUGAUGCUCGUAGCGAUCCUUCAUGCAAAUGUUGGAACGGAAGUUGGUGCACAUUUCCUGUUAUCUUUAAUAAAAGAGUUUGACGAAAUGUUAAACAGUUCACCAGAAGUUGAAAAUAAAGAGUUGGACAACAUCAUACUGAUGAUUUCACACCUGUAUAAUUUUAAGGUAUACGACUCUCAACUUUUGUUCCAAGUACUUACAAGACUAUCGGAAAAGUUCAUGGAAAAAGAAGUUGAAUUAAUUUUGCAUGUUCUGAAAACUGUAGGUUUUGUUAUGAGAAAAGAUAACCCAACUAUGCUGAAGGAGUUUAUAUUCAAGUUACAACAAAAAGCUGCAGACACGACUGAGAAUAGCUCGAGGGUUCAGUUUAUGUUGGACAUUUUGCUGGCGAUUAAAAACAAUAAUAUGACAAAAAUCCCGCAGUACGAUCCAACACACGGUGAACACUUGAAAAAGCUUAUGAAGACUUUAGUAAGGAAAGGAAACUAUGUAACCCAACUAAAUAUAUCGCUAGACGAUUUAUUAAAAGCUGACCAACGGGGUAAAUGGUGGAUAGUCGGGUCAGCAUGGUCAGGAAACACAGAUAUUGUAAAACCCAUUCAAAAAACCGAUACUAGUGUAACAACAUUUAGUCAAAAAAUAUUGGACUUGGCUCGCAAGCAGCGCAUGAACACAGACAUUAGAAGAAAUAUAUUCUGUGUGCUAAUGACGGCAGAAGAUUUCCUUGAUGCGUUUGAAAAGCUUCAUCACCUAGGAUUGAAGAAUCAACAGGAUAGAGAAGUCAUUUAUGUGAUUCUAGAUUGUUGUCUCCAAGAAAAAAAAUUCAAUCCCUAUUACGCUGUGUUGGCACAAAAAUUUUGUGACUACGACCGGAAAUACCAGAUGACUAUACAAUACACUUUAUGGGACAAAUUAAAGACUUUGGAAAAUUAUACAAACAAUCAACUGACAAAUCUUGCAAGAUUUUUAACUCAUUUAUUCAUUGAAAAGGGGCUUGCUUUGUCCGCAUUGAAGGUAAUUCAAUUUGGGGAGCUGGAUAAACCUACCUUAAAACUCGUCAGACAAAUCAUGCUUGGAAUUCUUCUUCACGAAAGUACAGAUGCCUGUACCCAAGUUUUUGAAAGAAUAUCACUGUCACCACAACUACAGAAUUUCCGAGAAGGUCUCAGAUUAUUUAUACGCCAUUUUCUUCUAAAGAAUAUCAAAGUUGGAAUAAUACCAGAGGCAGAAAUGGUUAAAUUAAAAGAAAGAGCUGAAAUUGCUGAAAACACGCUCACAAAACAUGGAGUCAAGACAGUAUUUUAGAACUUCAUUGAGAUACGCACUACAUGUACGCACACAUGCCAUUUAACGUAAUAAGUAAUUCGGCUUACUACAGCACGCACGGAGCACAGUUUCCUGAGUAUUGGCUUUAUAUCCAUACAAUAACAUGUUUUUUUCCAUUAAAAGUGAGUAAAAGGAAAAGACACUAAUGCUCGCCCAGCAGAUUCUUGAAAGCAGUAAUUUCUGUUGGGUAAAAGCUGGAAAGGAAAUCAUACUAAGUGCUUUUCAACGAAUUCACUGUACACUCAUCCUCAGAAAUACGGAAUUGCGCGUUGUAAUGUGUAA
This is a messenger RNA of Diprion similis, 2987 nucleotides long. Its product is annotated as nucleolar MIF4G domain-containing protein 1. Gene Ontology annotation, biological process: ribosomal small subunit biogenesis. Lineage: Eukaryota; Metazoa; Arthropoda; Insecta; Hymenoptera; Diprionidae. Bases 129 to 2684 code for a protein of 851 amino acids. The transcript has 10 exons. Gene Ontology annotation, molecular function: protein binding; RNA binding. Gene Ontology annotation, cellular component: nucleolus. The record is from RefSeq and is a predicted model, not a curated record.